This is a messenger RNA of Metopolophium dirhodum (rose-grain aphid), 2803 nucleotides long. RefSeq names its product PDF receptor (gene Pdfr). Gene Ontology annotation, biological process: adenylate cyclase-modulating G protein-coupled receptor signaling pathway; cell surface receptor signaling pathway. Gene Ontology annotation, molecular function: G protein-coupled peptide receptor activity. The record is from RefSeq and is a predicted model, not a curated record. Bases 110 to 1414 code for a protein of 434 amino acids. Lineage: Eukaryota; Metazoa; Arthropoda; Insecta; Hemiptera; Aphididae. Gene Ontology annotation, cellular component: plasma membrane. The transcript has 11 exons.
CAUAGUCAUUCGCGAACUCCGUAGUCACAGCACCACAUAAAUACAUACUUUAAGUGAAUAGUAUAAGGAUUCACAUUAUUGUUUAUUAAAAUAAAGAAAUUAUUCAAAAAUGAAUAGGAUGACAUCCAAUAUUCUGACUUCGUGUGAUUCUAACUCAUCUUAUACUUUAAUUACUUCCAAUGAUAAAUUCUGUAAUUGGUUUUAUGAUGAGAAAACGUGUUGGCCAAUUGCAAAAGCCAACACCAAUGUAUCCCAACCGUGUCCAAAAGUACAAGGAUUUGACAAAAUGAAGAUGGCCUAUAAAUACUGUACAGAAAAUGGAAGUUGGGAAAAUGUAACAAAUUUUUUUGGACCAACAGAUUAUAGUAGCUGUUAUACUCCAGAACUAACGGAAAUGUUAGAAAAACUUGGAUCAGACUACGAUACAAAACGAAAACUUGACAUCGCUCUUAACACUGGAGUGAUUGAAGUCGUUGGGUGCCUUGUAUCAAUCAUUUCAUUGAUCAUAUCAUUAUGCAUUUUCAUCAGGCACAAAGGUAUAUUGGAACAGAGGUUCAAGAUACACAUGAAUUUAUUUGUUGCUUUAUCACUACAAAUGUUCAUCAAAUUAAUUUUAAACAUUGAUAAACUGGAUUUAUUCAAAACUAAAAAAGAUCUAUCGAAUGUAACUUGUCUUGUGGACUGUAAUAACCAGAUCCGUUUAGUGAAAGAUGAUGACAAUAAUUGGUUUUUUGGAAUUAUGUACACGCCAAUCAUUUGUGAAGGUAGUCAAGUCAUAUUGGAGUGGUCUAAAACUGCCAGUUUUAUGUGGAUGUACAACGAAGGAGUAUAUCUAUAUAGAAUAAUAAAAUCUAGAGUCUUAAGAAUAAAUUCAAUAAAUUUUCGAAUGUAUCUAUUUGGUUGGGGUUUACCAGCUUUGAUGACUUCUGUAUGGUUAUUAGUAACAAUGGUUUACUACAAAAAAUCAUCUAGUGUCUGUUGGUGGGGCUACAGUUUGUUACCCUUUUUUUGGAUCCUUGAAGGACCCCGCAUGAUAAUUCUCGUAGUAAAUUUAAUAAUAUUAAUCAUCGUAUUGAGAGAGCUGUUGAAGAAAAUUAAAUCAAAAUUAUCACCGUCAAAUGAGUUGGAUAUCAUAAGAAAAGUAUCCAAAGCAGCCAUAGCUCUUGUCCCUUUACUUGGGAUCACAAACUUUAUAUUAGUUAUAAUACCUGAACCACAUUCGAAAAGUCCUGAAUUAUUUGCUUACUGGUCAUAUUCCGCACAUAUAUUACACUCGUUCCAGGGCUUAAUGGUGUCAAUAUUAUAUUGUUUUAUGAAUAAAGAAAUUAAAAAGUCUUUUGAUAAACGAAUGAUGCUCCAAAAAUCACGACGAGAUUUUGAAAUGGAAAUGACAUAUAAUUUAUUUAAAACUUAGAUUAUGUAUUAUACAUUUUUGUUAUAAAUAUAAUGUAAUUUUUUUAUGAAUAAUACUAUAUGUCUAUACUAUAUACUUGGUUUCUGGUAUUUCAUUAACUGUUAUGUGCACUAUAAACUAUCCAUUAAUUUAAUAUAUUACAAUAUAAAAUAAUAUGGUUUAUAAUAAAUGCAGAAUAGGGAAUGAAAUUUAAAAUAUAUGAUUAUAUGGGUUGUACACAAUUUAUUGUGUUACAUAUAAAUUAAAGUAUUUUGUUUAUAAUUCUAUUUUUUUUAAGUACUCAAUUGAUUGUAUAUCUAAUUCAUAAUUGCACUAAAAUCAAAUAUUAAAAAAAACAAUAUUGUAAUUUUUAUUUUAUUUUAAAACUAAAUUAAGUUUAUUAAGUAAUCAGAUAUUGCAAAUCUGUUAAGUACCUAUAAAUAAUUCAAUAGAUUUUGAAUAAGAAAUUACAGAACUUUACAUUUUAUUAACUGAAUUAUUUACAGAAAAAAUGGCAUUUAUAACUUAUUAGUAGGUAUAGUAUUUUGAUACAUUAUUUGAUUAAUUAGUAUGACUUUAAAGUUUAAACAGUACAAUUUUGUUGGGAAGCUUCGAAAAAAAAAAACUCAAUUCAGGUCCUUUAUUUAUUAAGUAUUUCAAUGUAUUAAAUAUAGGUUUGGAUAAAUUAAAAAAUCGUAAUUAUAUUUAUUAUAAUAUUAAUUUGUUAUCAGGAAUUAAAACCUUUUAAAAAUGUUCGCUACGUUGAAUGUUAUUUAAUAUUUGCGUGUAUCGUUGACGAAAUAUUAUUAUUUACCUACCCUUAUUUUUCUUUAGCGUUUAAUAUAUUAAUAUGUAAGCUAACGAAAUUCUGUUUUUUUUUUUCACUUGUCAAUCGCUAUUACUAUUCCUACUGUACGGUGUACGCGUACGGUCCGAAUUUAUGUAACGCACCCGGGACCGCCCAUAGAGGAAGAAUGUAUGGACCGCCGAACAUAUGCGGAUUACGAUGUUCGAGAACGGACACAUCCGCAACAAUAUAUUUCGCGUUGGUCUCGGAGGAAAACAGAAGCUACCGACCGUUGUAUCCGCAUCAGCCACACCUCUGCAAGAUUCUCAACGAUAUCUUUUAAAAUGUUUAUAGUCAGUUCCAUAUUUUAGAAAAAAAAAUUUGAAAAGAUAAUAUAGUACCUCUAUUAGGGUAUAAAAUUCAAACUUUAAAUGCUUAUAAAAAAAAUUGUGUUUAUGUAUUUUUAAUAUUUUUCAACUGCUAUUGUAACAAUAUAUCAGGAGUCUUAUAUUAAAUCUUCAUGCUUUUUUACCCAACAAAUAAAAUUUGAUUGACAAUUAUAGAAAAAAAAACAAAAAAAAAUUGACAAUGUCCGUAAACAGCUCAAAAAGAGUUAAAAUAUU